AUGCCUUCCUCCGGAUUCCAAGCCAUGCCCGGAUGGUACUGGCCAGAUGACGUUCCAAAGGAAACCUCGGAUGAGGCCCAGAAUUCUAGUCAGGAUCCACCCCCUUCCCCCACAUCCUCAACUACCGGCGAAACUCCACAGGCGAGACAAGGCACGCAGUCUUCGAGACGUAGGUACUGGCCACCUCGGCAAUGCCGAAUAUGUCUCGAAACUGUGCAGCCUACCUACAAUGUCCCCUCCGAGAACCUGCCGGGCUUUUUUCAAUCUACUCCUAAUGUCACUUAUGAGGACCAGGGAGGUCGCCUUAUACGGCCAUGCUUAUGUAAGGGGUCAGCGAAAUUCGUCCACGAGAAUUGCCUGCAAUCUUGGCGUCACGCAGAUCCUAGCUAUGGGCGUCGAAACUACUGGCAAUGUCCGACCUGUGGCUUUCGUUACCGCCUUGCUCGGUUAGGAUGGGGAAGGUCCAUUGCAAGCGCCGCCGCUCAAGUCAUGCUCACGAGUGUGAUCUUGAUCAUGACUGUCUUUUUGCUUGGUUUUGUCGCAGAUCCAAUCAUCAACAUGUACCUUGAUCCGUGGAGCUACUUAACGCCGUGGUCAAGCUCAGAGCAGUAUUACUACGAAGACGAUGAACCAUCAGGGUGGACGGAGCACUUUCUUAAGGGAUUCACGAGUAUGGGUGUCAUUGGGUUUUUGAAAGUCCUCUUCGCAAGUCCAUUCUCCUACCUUAGACUUGGGGGAGGCAGAGGUAGGAAUACUGGUCGUGACCGGUACGAGCAAAUCAGUUGGAUUAUCAUUCUGAUUGGCGUAUUAACGUUCUUGGUGGCUAUAUUCAAGGGCACUCGAGCUUGGAGUCGCCGUACGCUGGAGAAAGCUGGCGAGAAAAUCAUAGACGUUCAAGGCGACGUUGACGAUGACGAUGAGGAUAACCAAGCUCCUCCGACUUAA
Lindgomyces ingoldianus is the source of this 945-nucleotide messenger RNA. RefSeq lists its product as uncharacterized. The coding region runs from base 1 to 945 and encodes 314 amino acids. NCBI's taxonomy places the organism in Eukaryota, Fungi, Ascomycota, Dothideomycetes, Pleosporales, Lindgomycetaceae. The record is from RefSeq and is a predicted model, not a curated record. Gene Ontology annotation, molecular function: zinc ion binding. The transcript has 3 exons.